Alosa alosa (allis shad) is the source of this 1302-nucleotide messenger RNA. RefSeq names its product YdjC chitooligosaccharide deacetylase homolog (gene ydjc). The transcript is spliced from 6 exons. Gene Ontology annotation, molecular function: deacetylase activity. Gene Ontology annotation, biological process: carbohydrate metabolic process. Bases 138 to 1097 code for a protein of 319 amino acids. The record is from RefSeq and is a predicted model, not a curated record. NCBI's taxonomy places the organism in Eukaryota, Metazoa, Chordata, Actinopteri, Clupeiformes, Clupeidae.
CACUAGAGGGUGUAAAACCCCGGAAAAGGAAGUUAUAGAAUCUAUUAAACGCGCCCUGAGCUGAAUUUGAGGUUCAUGUUUUUUAUGGCACAUAUGUGUUAAAAUGGCACUUUCGCCUACAGCCAAGUUGAGCGAACAUGCCUCAGCCCAAAGUCAAACUGGUAGUGACUGGGGACGAUUUUGGGUAUUGUCCGAGAAGGAAUCGUGGAAUAGUGGAAUGUUUCCAGUCCGGUGGUGUGUCAAAUGUGUCGCUGUUGGUUAAUGCCACAUCGGCAGUGGAUGCCGCAGAUCUUGCGAAAAGACAUCGUAUACCCAUUGGACUACAUGCGAAUCUUUCUGAAGGUGCCCCAGUGUCUCAUAAUCUGAAAGGGUCCACGCUCCUGAAUGAGGAUGGAUUCUUCCAUGGAAAGACAGAAUUCCGAAAGGUUUUACAAAGCGGACAACUUAACAUGUAUGAGGUUGAGCAGGAGCUGAGAGCUCAGGUGAAGCGCUUCUGUGAACUCGUCGGCCACUUGCCCUAUCACAUGGAUGGCCAUCAACACGUGCACGUGCUGCCAGAGGUGCGAGAAGUGUUUGCGCAGGUUCUUGCAGACUUUGGUAUAUGCUACACCCGGAUUCCCGUAGAGCCUGGUCUUCACGCAUGCCCCAACAUCCCACCCCAACUGCAUGACUUUUACACCCAGGUUCAGAAAGAUGCUUUGCUGUCUGUGGAGGUUUUCCGUCGUCACAGGAUCAGAUGGCCAGAUGUUUACCUGGGCUUGACAACCAUGGGAGAGAAUAUGUCGGUAGCCAACAUUAAACAGGCUUUAGGUUAUGCUCUUGGAGCCAGAUGCCUCGCCAACAGUUUAACUGUACCUUCGACGGGUACACAGACUGAUGAAAUUGCUGCACCAGACACUGACCGUCCCAUUACUGUAGAGCUAAUGGUCCAUCCUGGAUACCCUAGCGAUCCUUUGGAGGGAGGGUGUGGUCAAGGUCCAGAUGACUUCUCCCAGUCAGAGGAUCGCCAACAUGAACUGGAAACUCUAACUGACCCCUCUCUGUUGGCAUAUUACAAGCAAGAGAGCAUACAGCUUUGUGCCUUCAGGGAUCUUUAAACCUGCUGCUCACUGGAAGACACUUAAAAAAAGGAGAGAAGAAAUCACCUCAGUUUUUAAAAACAAAAUCUUGAUUGAUUAUAAGGGUUAAAUGAGAAGUCAUGAGGUGUCAAGCACCAGACACUACCGUUUAUUUUAUAUUGUAACCUCAUACUGAAACAGAUAGUUGAGCCAUGAAGGGACAUGUGCCCCUAACAGUAGCUGG